UAAAGUAAAUAAUGUAUAUGGAGAUGGUGAGUUUAAAGCCAAUGUAGCAUUUCCCUACCUUGUGGCAUUCAAUAAUCUUUCUCAAUUUAUGGCAAUGUACUGUUUGGUUUUAUUCUACAAAGCAACAGCAUCUGAACUCAAACCCAUGAAACCACUGCCAAAAUUUCUUUGCAUUAAAGCAGUUGUCUUUUUUUCAUUUUUUCAGGGUGUUUUGAUAGAUGUUUUGGUAUAUUCAAGGACCAUUUUGCCAAAUCCAAAUCAAACUGUUGAUGGCUUAAGUGUUUCAAAAAGAUUACAGAAUUUCCUUAUAUGUAUUGAGAUGUGUAUGGCGGCAGUAGCACACCAUUACAGUUUCUCCUACAAACCCUAUGUUACAUCAGAUUCAUCACCUUCAUGUUGCAGUGCUUUCCUUGCGAUGUGGGACAUUUCAGAUGUACAAAGAGACAUUUCAGAACACAUCAACAUCGUCAGUAGUUCAAUAAGUAGACGGAUUCGAGGACGUAGUACGUACAACUUGGCUAAAGGUAAUGACGAGUAUGCAAAUUUAAUGUCUAAAACGUCGUCUAGUGCUCCGAUCGACUUAGGUCUGUAUCAGAGUGAAGACGACGAACUUUUUCUAAAUUACGGAACUGUACCUUCGAAUAUUUCUUCAAAAAAUUUAGACUCGGUCAAAGAAAGUACUUCUAAAGACCAAGGAUUUAUUCAUUUAUAGUAACUUUAUGAUAACAACAGUAAGCGUAAUUGAAAACCAAAGAUGUUUCGUAUCGAUUAUUAUUGAUCAGUAAAAGAAAGUUUAAGCAAUCCAGGAAAGGUAUUUGUAAAGCGCAGUUAUUUUAAUACAAACAUUGCAUCUGGGACCAUAAUAAAUUUUAGAAAUUUACUACAUAUAAAAAAGCAAUCAGAUGCAAUUUGUUAAUUUUUUUUAUUGUAUUAGUUCUUAUAGUAAACAAUACUACUUUUAAUUUUUUUAAUUAUGGUUUUUUAAAACAAAUGAAUCACUGGUAAUUUAUUUUGCUUAAGACUUUGUUAUACAGUGUGUAUUUACUAUUACCUAAGAUGAUAUACAAGUAUCUUGCCUGGAA
Molecule: messenger RNA, 1082 nt
Organism: Agrilus planipennis (emerald ash borer)
Lineage: Eukaryota; Metazoa; Arthropoda; Insecta; Coleoptera; Buprestidae
Product: transmembrane protein 184C-like
Exons: 4
Coding region: 89-712 (207 amino acids)
Biological process (GO): transport
Molecular function (GO): transporter activity
Source: RefSeq, a predicted model, not a curated record